Micropterus salmoides (largemouth bass) is the source of this 2251-nucleotide messenger RNA. RefSeq names its product spexin prohormone 1-like. The coding region runs from base 1730 to 2128 and encodes 132 amino acids. Gene Ontology annotation, molecular function: neuropeptide hormone activity. The transcript is spliced from 5 exons. The record is from RefSeq and is a predicted model, not a curated record. Lineage: Eukaryota; Metazoa; Chordata; Actinopteri; Centrarchiformes; Centrarchidae.
UCUUCUCUGGUAAAAGAGCACGGGGAAUCACAGCUGAAAACUAAAUUAACACACAAAAACAAAACAAAACAAAGCACCUAACACAGAGGCCGCUAUACUCAGUGCCAUUUCCCCACAACAACCAGCCAUUACAUAGCUAGCUGUUUAAGGUCUGUGAGUUUGAAGCUAGCAUGAAUGCAAAGCAUCAAAUUAAAUUCAAGAACGGCUACUUCAGGUGAUAUAAGUUGCAACAAUGCAAUAAAAUGAAUGCUAGGCAAAAAAAAUAAUCUUGAUUAAAAAAAAUACUUUCUUACCUGAAAAUCAGAUUUUUGCUUUUAAAAUUCACAGUGCUGCUAACAGAGACAUGUCACUUCUCAUGUGAGCUUGAAAAUUAAAUUGGCGUCUACGAUAUUGAUGACAUCACCGCAGUUGUUUUCCGAUAUACUGAAAAUGUUACAGCUAACCCAGUGUUACACCACUCCCCGGUCUCCCCUAUUAGCUCUGGAAAAGAUGUUUUGCUGACAGUAUAGUGAACCAAUGAACUGUAUACAUGGUGAGCAUUAAAGAUAAUUUUUGAAUUAAAAAACAAUAGAAAGAAAAACAUCUUAACUAGAUUUUCUGUAUGUUUUGUAUCUUUAAACCACAACUUAGAUCUCCCUCAGAAGUUGUCUUCAUGGAAUGGAAUUAGGUAUGUAUGUGUGUGUAGGGGUGGGGGUGGGGGGUACUUGGACUCGUGACCUCACUGACCUAUCUCUUUACCAUAUGUGGUAUCAUCCCUGGCAGUUAAUGAUAUCACUAUCGUUCUAUUCAUUGGAAGUGUGGCAUUUUGAGUCAUAAAAUCCAGCUCUGCGCGUUCUGCGCCAGUGAGCAAGGUGCAAACAAAUCAAUAUUUCCACAGAGGGGAGAAUAUUACUGCUCAUAUUGACAGUGACGACACCACCAAGAGCCAAUUCACAUUUCACAAUAACGACCUGCAGCUCAAACAUAAGUCAUUUUGAAAAACUGCACCAGGGAGCUGAAAGUGCUAAUGGCAGCUGUUUAAAUUCAGAAAAAUGUACAGUACACUACCGCUCUCAAUGAAAGGAGCAGAAUUGAUCGAUGGCUCCAUUCAUUCACUUUCCCAACCGCCCCCAUUUCAUCAAAAUGGCGUGACCUAUGGCUGCUGCCCAACUGGUGGAGCACAGAGGGUUCCCCGCCACAGAGGAUAUAAAUACAUGGAGAGCGAGCAAUUACCUAGAAGCAUUUACCCUCUCGUCGUCUCUUUGGACACCAGGCUCAAAAGAUCUCUGACACCAUGAAAGUAAGUACAAUUCACAAAAACAUUUUGGUUUCAUUCAGUUGGAAAAUCUGCAUAUGAAGCGUUUGUUUUCCUUUUUCCAGCAUAGUUUCACCUCUUUAUAGGGGUACUAUACAGACAAAUUUGCAAUGUAGAAAAGUGAAUACAGUUUUCAUCUGGAUGCAUUAAUGAAAAUUAGAAGAUAAAAACAUUACAGUAAAUUACUUUCUAGAAUUCUGCAAUUCUUAAAGGUAGCCGAAGAUUUUAUGUCAUUUUAUGCAUCAAUUGCUGAUGCAAAACAUGUUUUUACAUACAGGUCUGUAUCUACAGAUAUAGCCAUAAUAUGCUAUUUAGCACAAAAGUAUCAAAGUUAUGAAUUCAUUUUAGGUUGUAAAAUAAGUAAACAAGUGCGUAUUGCGUUAAUCAGAACACGUCAGAUUGAGUGUUUCUCUGAGAAGGAUGUAGCUGUGAGAAAUGGGAAUUAAAGAGUUUGUUCGUAUUUCCUAUAUCCCUCAGGGUUUGAGGACCAUCACAUUAACUUAUGUACUCACCCUUUUACUACUGGCGUCCUUUAUUGCACAGUCGUGGAGUGCACCGAAGGGCUCUUUCCAACGGAGAAACUGGACCCCGCAGGCUAUGUUGUACCUCAAGGGCACUCAGGGACGCAGGUUCAUCUCAGAAGACCGAAAAGAAGGAGAUGUCUAUGACACAUUACACUUAGAGACCCGCAGUCAGAACACAGAGAAACUGAGCGUGGAUCAGGCUGCCACUGUCCUGCUCAAUUUCCUGCAGCAGACCAGAGAGGGAGCCGAUGAAAACCCAAAUGACGUGUAUUUCCAGGAGCUGCCAGUGUGGAAGAGAGAAUAUUUCUGAUUUUUGAAUACAAGGUGUUCGGUUCUUUGUGAGGGAGAAGAACAGCUGUUUUGUAAAUAUGAAUUCUCUGACUACGUUUGAAAUGUGAUGUUUUAAUAAAAAGAGUAUGUAUUCAUAGCACUA